AUGGCUGCGAGCCUCCCGCCUGUGACUUCCUCAACUCCUGCCACCCCCAGCGGCUCCAAUCCCGACGUUGAAUCAAACCCGACCAUGACGCCGUUCACUGGGGCCCCUGCGGCUACUUCACCCGCGAAAUCUGGCUCACUACCUGCUCCAGAGGGUGGAAGUAUGGAAACACCAACAGUUGAAGCUCCUGUUGAGAAGGCCACGUCGAGUAAGAGUAAACGACGACGCGACAGACGCUCCAAACCAAAGCCCAAGCCCAAAAAGAAGCACACGGCUCAAUGCGUGGGCUACUACGUCGACGCUCUGGACAAGAAGAUGCUGUGGGGAGAAGCCAGGAUCAUCCAGUGCAAUCUGACCACUCAGAAGAUCAAGGUACACUUUGUGGGUUGGAGCAAGAACUACGACCUUUGGACGGAUGCCAUGUCCAUUACGGCUCACGGCCGCUACGCUCCUCGUAUGAAAGACGAGACGGUGAAGAGCUGGGAUGGCGACAUGCAUCUUUUCGAAGACAUGCUGGGCACGAUUGAGGAGGCCACGUUCACGCCUAUUCCAGUACCAGAUAACGAGCCCAAAGCCACUUCAUCACGAAGUUCUGCUAAGAAGAAGACCAGCGACAAGAAGAACAUUUCUAGUGAGAAACUCACUGCCAACGUUAAGGCCUCAUCUGCUCCUCAACCUAAAAGAUCUCACGCGAUAAGAAAAACUACUGCGGAUGAUGAAGGCAAGGCUAGCUCAAAGAGUGUUUCAAUAGCGAAGGCGGCUGAAAGCACAGGUAUCGGGCGAAGCUCCAAGAGACAGAGACGAGAGGUACAGCAGCCAGCAACAUCCAGUGCUCCAACAAGAGCAAAGGCUCGUCCAUCAAAGAAGAAGAGGGCCCUUUCUCCCGAUCAGCUCCCAAUGUUUCGUGAUCUGGAGCUGGAUGACGGCACUGUGCUGGAUUUUUCGGUGCAACGCAAGGAAGCGCGGGCAGAACGUGACGCUAUGCAGAGCUUUCUUGCAAAUUGUGCUUUGAUCUGGAAGAAGCAGCUGGCGCUACCUGUAAAAUAA
This is a messenger RNA of Phytophthora nicotianae INRA-310, 1047 nucleotides long. RefSeq lists its product as hypothetical. Bases 1 to 1047 code for a protein of 348 amino acids. The record is from RefSeq and is a predicted model, not a curated record. The transcript has 3 exons. NCBI's taxonomy places the organism in Eukaryota, Oomycota, Peronosporomycetes, Peronosporales, Peronosporaceae.